UUGACAGCCGGGGGCGGCGGCGCGGGCUGGACCAGGCGCCGCGAUGCGCUCGGGCCGCCGCUCUCCGAGGUGCUGACGCGCCCGCGCGCGCGGCUCGUCCCGCGCUCCACCGGCUCCGCGCGCCCACGGGCGCCGGGCUCGGCCCCUCGCCGCCCUCCCGCGCCUCCGCGACACUCCCACCGCCCCCCCUCGGCUCGGCGGCGCGGGGCGAGACGCGAAGGCGCUUUCGGAUCUAAUGCGCAGAGGCUGGGCCCGCGCGCCCCGGCUGCCCCGAGGCUGAACUCGGUCCAAGGUGCCCGCGGGCUCCCCGCCGGCCACCCCCAUGCCGGCCCGCGGCUAGGGCCCGCGCGGGCGGGGAGCGGGGAGGAAGCGUCCCGGCGCGGAGAUGGAAGGCGCCAAUGGCUUUGGGAUCGACUCCAUCCUCUCCCACCGAGCGGGCAGCCCCGCCCUUCCCAAGGGGGACCCCUUGCUGCGGGGCUGCCGCUCGCCCCUGGAGCUGAGCCCGCGCUCCGAGAGCGGCAGCACCUGCUCUUCGCGGGCCUCGCCGGGACCGGACUGCCUGGAGGCGGGGGCGCCGCGCGCCGGCGGAGCCCCGGGCCCGGCGCUGGACCCCCACCUGCAGCCCGGCCAGCUCUCGGGGACUGCCCAGUCGCGCACGGUGACCUCCUCCUUCCUGAUCAGGGACAUCCUCGCCGACUGCAAGCCACUGGCGGCCUGCGCCCCCUAUUCCAGCAGCGGGCAGCCCGCCGCCCCCGAGCCUGGGGGCCGGCUUGUGGCCAAGGCCACAGGGGACUUCCGAGACAAGCUGGACAAAAGUGGCAGCAAUGUAUCGUCGGACUCUGAAUACAAAGUGAAGGAGGAAGGGGAGAUCUCCAGCUCCAGGGACAGCCCCCCGGUGCGCCUGAAGAAGCCGCGCAAGGCGCGCACAGCCUUCACCGACCACCAGCUGGCCCAGCUGGAGCGCAGCUUCGAGCGGCAGAAGUACCUGAGCGUGCAGGACCGCAUGGAGCUGGCCGCCUCACUCAACCUCACCGACACGCAGGUCAAGACCUGGUACCAGAACCGCAGGACGAAGUGGAAGCGGCAGACGGCCGUGGGGCUGGAGCUGCUGGCCGAGGCCGGCAACUACUCGGCGCUGCAGCGGAUGUUCCCGUCGCCUUACUUCUACCCGCAGGGCCUCGUCUCCAACCUGGACCCGGGCGCCGCGCUCUACCUGUACCGCGGGCCCAGCGCGCCGCCGCCCGCGCUGCAGCGGCCCCUCGUGCCGCGCCUCCUCCUGCACGGACUCCAGGGCGCGGCCGAGCCGCCGCCGCCGCUGCCCCCGCUGGCCGGCGUCCUCCCGCGCGCCGCGCAGCCCCGGUGA
Molecule: messenger RNA, 1363 nt
Organism: Sorex fumeus (smoky shrew)
Lineage: Eukaryota; Metazoa; Chordata; Mammalia; Eulipotyphla; Soricidae
Gene: BARHL1
Product: BarH like homeobox 1
Exons: 3
Coding region: 386-1363 (325 amino acids)
Biological process (GO): regulation of transcription by RNA polymerase II
Cellular component (GO): nucleus
Molecular function (GO): RNA polymerase II transcription regulatory region sequence-specific DNA binding; DNA-binding transcription factor activity, RNA polymerase II-specific
Source: RefSeq, a predicted model, not a curated record